CACUGCCACCCAAAUAAUCAAACGUCUUCCCAGAAAUAACCGAUCCAAAUCUAUUGUACAUGAACUCUGUAUUGCUCUCAGAGGCGCUUAUCCAGUUAAGCAAGUUCCUGCAGUGGGUGUGGUGCGACUGCCAGAGGGUUGGAUUUUAAAGGUGUCUCUGUUGCAUGAUAUCUGACUUAUUCUAGGCAAGAGAGGCACCGGCGAAACAACCUGGAGACUCCAGCUCCAACGUGGCACUAGCAGUGCCUCCCUGGUCCAUUCCAUGGCCAAUUCCAACCAGAAAGACCAGGCAUGGAUCCCCAAACUCUUCAAGAAGAAAAUCUGCACAACAUUUAUAGAGCAACCAGGUGAACCAGGUCUGUGCCAGUGUGGAAGUCCUCGUAGUAACCAUGGAUCUGUGGCCACAGAAGAUGCCUUUGGAGCAGCCAUCGUUACCAAAUGGGACUCAGCCCAACACACCACAGAGGUUCCCACUGAUGCCUAUGGUGAGGUAGAGUUUGUAGGCGCUGGGCGUAGGCCUAGCAAGUUCAUUCGCCUGUCAGACACAUCUGACCCUGCAGCUGCCUAUGCCCUGGUAACACACACCUGGAAAAUCCCACGCCCAAACUUGGUAGUGUCCGUGGUAGGCGGUGAAGGUGAGGUGCGGGUGAGGGCCUGGCUUAAGGAUGUGCUGAGAAAAGGACUGGUGAAAGCUGCCCAGAGCACAGGUGCCUGGAUUAUGACAGGUGGCCUCCAUGCAGGUGUUGGCCGGCAUGUUGGUGAAGCAGUGAGGGACCACACUACAGCCAGUACCAACCCCAGCACACAUGUGGUGGCAAUGGGCAUCGCCCCAUGGGGCAUCGUGGAGCAGCGCCGUAGUCUUGUGAACCCCAAGGGUUUGUUCCCAGCACGUUAUCAACGGACUGUCCCGAAGAGUCCCUUCUGUCCUCUGGAUGCCAACCAUUCCGCUUUCUUCUUGGUGGACAAUGGGACAGAAGGCAGGGCAGGCGGCGAGGCCUCCUUCCGUGCCCGCCUGGAGCGCUACAUUGCCCAGCAGAAAGUAGGAGCUGGUGGUUGUGGGAGUAUUGAGAUUCCUGUCUUGGUGAUGCUUAUCAGUGGAGAUUCAUCUAUGUUCAAGCGUGUGUCUGAGGCUGUGCAUGCCUCUAUCCCCUGCCUGCUGCUGGCAGGAACUGGAGGAGCAGCUGACUGCUUAGCUGAGUUACUGGAAGAGACACAGCCUGGAGAGUCCCUGAAGACACUGGCAAUGAAGAAGAUGCAGGGAAAGUUUCCUGACAAUGAACUGGAACAUUUGGCAGAGGAGGUGGAGCGUAUUGGGGCUCUGAGGGAAUUGGUGACUGUUUAUUCAGAUCAAGAAGGUUUAGAGGAGUUUGAGACCAUUCUACUCAAAGCCUUGGUGAAAGCUUGUAGGCGCUCAAGUGAGGCCACCUCCUACUUGGAUGAGCUGCGUUUGGCUGUAGCCUGGAACCGCGUGGACAUUGCCAGCACUGAGCUAUUCCGUGGUGACAUUCUCUGGGAUCCCAGCCUGCUGGAGGAUCCGAUGCGCGAUGCCUUACUAGGAGACCGCCCUGCCUUAGUUCGCUUGUUUGUGGAGAAUGGCUUGGAUGUUGGACAGUUCCUGACAUGGAAACAGCUGGAGUACCUGUAUGCGGGGGUUCCUGAGGCCUCUUUGCUGCACCAGCUUCUGGAGCGACGCCAUGGGACAGUCUCUGAGUCCUCCUCACCCCCUGAAUACCUGCUAGUGGAACGAUCUCUGCCUGAUUUCCACUUGCCCCAAGUGGCCCACAUCCUGCAUGAGCUGCUGGGAGAUGUCUGUGGUCCCUUUUAUGCUGGACUCCAUCCUGAUGGUCACAAAGGGGCAGGGAUCAAAGGAGCAAUACCCAACGGAGAUCCUACAUACCUCAAUGAACUUUCGCCAAAUCCUUGGACCGAUCUCUUUAUAUGGGCUGUGCUGCUCAAUCGGAGAGAGAUGGCAAUGUAUUUCUGGGAAAUGGCACCUGAUGCAGUGGCUGGGGCAUUGGUGGCUGCUCGCAUGCUUCGGGAGCUUUCUCACCUGGAGACAGAGGCUGAGGAAGAGGCAGCCAUGAAGGACUUGGCAAUGCGCUUUGAAAAUCUGGCUAUAGGAGUAUUUGGUGAAUGUUACCGCAAUGGUGAGCCACGGGCCUACAAACUACUGGUCCGCCGUUCCCAUCUUUGGGGUGGAGCCACUGUCCUCCAGUUGGCUCAUGAGGCUGAUGCCCGUCUCUUUUUUGCUCAUGAUGGUGUUCAGUCCCUGCUUACCCAGAACUGGUGGGGAGAGAUGGAGAGAAGCACUUCUGUCUGGCAGCUCCUCUUGACUUUCUUUUGCCCUCCUCUCAUUUUUACAAACCUCAUCACAUUCAGGAACAUGGAUGACGACCUUCGUCUGGAUCCCUCGGGCCCACUUGAACUGGACAGCCUUGACACAGAUGUGAAAAGUACCAUCAGGGACAUGUAUUCCGACAAUAUGGAGCUUCCUUCUCCAUUCUCUCCACCUUCCCAACUUUCCACUCGCCAGUUCUGGUUGCGUCGCUGGCGUCAGUUCUGGGUGGCUCCCGUGACAGCCUUCCUGGGCAACGUGGUGAUGUACCUGCUCUUCCUCUUCCUCUUCUCCUACGUCUUGCUGUUGGAUUUUGACCCCCCACCUCCCAAAGGCCCAUCCGGCACAGAGAUCUUCUUGUACGUCUGGGUCUUCACGCUGGUCUGUGAGGAGCUGCGACAGGGCUGCUUUGUGGGUCCCCACCCGAUACGGCAGCGAAUACGCCUUUACUUCCAGGACACGUGGAACCAGCUGGACAUCACAGCCCUCCUGCUCUUCAUGAUAGGACUGGUGUGCAGGCUGCUCCCUCAGUCUUAUGAAUCUGGACGCACCAUCCUAUGCCUGGAUUUCAUGGUCUUCACCCUUCGUCUCAUCCACAUCUUUGCUGUCAACAAACAGCUGGGGCCCAAGAUGAUUAUUGUUGGCAGGAUGAUGAAAGAUGUCUUCCUCUUCCUCUUCUUCCUUGGGGUCUGGCUGGUGGCCUAUGGGGUCACCACAGAAGGGCUGCUCCUACCUCAUGAUCGACGUCUCCCCUGGAUAUUCCGGCGUGUCUUUUACCGACCUUAUUUGCAAAUCUUUGGACAGAUCCCGCUUGAUGAAAUUGAUGCUGCUCUGAUUGCGGCAUCCAACUGCACCUAUGACCCCGUGGCCAUCUUGAUGGAGAACGCACAGCCCUGCACCAACACUUAUGCCAACUGGCUGGUGCUGAUUCUCCUUGUGGUCUUCCUUCUCGUAGCCAACAUACUGCUUCUCAAUUUGCUCAUCGCCAUGUUCAGCUAUACGUUUUCCAAGGUACAAGGCAACAGUGACAUCUACUGGAAAUCCCAGCGCUACAACCUGAUCCUGGAGUAUCACAGCCGCCCAGCAUUGGCUCCACCUUUCAUCCUGAUCAGCCAUCUCCACCUUUUCUUCAAGCGCCAUGUCCGCAAGGUGCAGUCGGCCAAAGGACGCCACUUCUUGCUGGAACUUUCUGAGGCCCAAGAUGGACGGCUGCUCACCUGGGAAUCAGUGCAGAAAGAAAACUACUUAGUUACUCAGGCGCGGCAGAAACGUGACGAAGACACAGAGCGGCUUCGGCGAACGUCCCAAAAAGUUGAUCAGGUUUUGAAGCAACUUUCUGAAAUCAAGGAAUCAGAGCGACGUUUGAGGACCCUUGAGACACAGAUGGAGUACUGCACCAGUGCCCUGUCUUGGAUGGUUGAUGUCUUGGCUCAAAGUGACAUAGCAAAGGGGAGGCAGGCUCCUCCCGCUCGGAAGAAGGACUGAACUUCUUGAAGGACUAGUAUUUACUCAAGAGAGGUAAAUUGCUCUGGCCUCUGGCCACUUAUAAAAUCUCAGCCAUGUCUCAUUGUCAGAAGCCUGUGGAAACCAAACAGACACCAGGCUGCCAAUGGAUUUGCCACAAGCACUUAUGAAGAAACUGCACAGUUCAUGCCAUCUGUUGCAAUCGAUCCAUCAGGAUUUCAGGGCUACAUCACCCAGCACAGAAAGACAGUUACACCUCACUGCUGCACUCUUAUCCCCACAGAAUUUUUAAAACUUUGUGUGUGUGGGUGUGUGUG
Anolis sagrei ordinatus is the source of this 4116-nucleotide messenger RNA. Lineage: Eukaryota; Metazoa; Chordata; Lepidosauria; Squamata; Anolidae. The record is from RefSeq and is a predicted model, not a curated record.